This is a messenger RNA of Nelumbo nucifera (sacred lotus), 2757 nucleotides long. RefSeq names its product Phototropic-responsive NPH3 family protein. Gene Ontology annotation, molecular function: protein binding. Lineage: Eukaryota; Viridiplantae; Streptophyta; Magnoliopsida; Proteales; Nelumbonaceae. The record is from RefSeq and is a predicted model, not a curated record.
AUGGAUGCUGAAAGCCCAAAAACUAGUUCAUUGGUUUCAAGUCCUUUGUGCUCUCCAAAUGUUGGGACCCUGCUCAAGAUUAACAUAAUUUCAUGGAGCCAAGAGACUGGUUUACCUGUGUCUGCUAGGGUGUGGGCUAACGGUAAAAUCUUUGAUCUGCAUAAGCAACCAUUGCUUUCAAAGAGCGGAUACUUCAAGAAGGCAUUAAAUGGAUCAAUGGAGCUCAAACUACCAGAUAACUUCCCUGGAGGGUCAGAAGUCUUUGAGGUAGUUGCCCUGUUUAGUUACAGUUCUUCUGUGACGAUAGACCCUUUCAAUGUUGCAGCUCUGCGAUGUGCAGCAGAAUUUCUUGAAAUGACAGAAGAUUGUGGAUCUGGCAACCUCUGUGAGCGAGCAGACCUGUAUCUAAACCAAGUUGUCUUACAGAGUUGGGACGAUACACUGAUUGUUCUUCAAAAGUGUCAAACAUUACUCCCAUGGUCUGAAGAUCUCCUCAUUGUGAGUCGCUGUGUGGAGUCUCUUGCAUUCAUGGCUUGCAUGGAGAUUCUUGAUCCAGAACAGAGACGUGACAAACCUGUUGUUACCUUGGAGGCCUUAGCAAGUCAACCUUGGAGCUGCGAGGCUGUUAAACAGAUUGCCAGCCAGGAUCUAUGGAUCAAAGAUCUUAUAGCUUUGCCAUUUGAAUUUUUCAGAAGAAUAAUUAGGUCCUUGAGACGCCAGGGGAUGAAGGAAAAGUAUGUAAGCCCUAUAAUUGUUUUCUAUGCCAACAAAUGGAUACUCUCAAGGAAGACCCAUCAGUUCUGGGAGAAUACGGGUGACACAAAUGGGACUGAUGACGUGAAUAAUAAAAUUUUGGUUAUUCUACAAGGUACAAUAGACUUGCUGCCCAUGGGAGAGAAGGCUAGUAGAGUAAUUCCAGUUGGAUUUUACUUUGCCUUGCUCUCAAGAUCCAUUGAUCUUGGUAUAAAAGAUGUGAGUAAAAAGAAGUUGAAAGAUCAAAUUGCAUCUCUACUCCACUUGGCCCAGGUGGAUGACUUUCUCCUUCCCAGAAGCGGGUCUGAAUCCAUUUCAUCAAGUGUGGAGUUCGUUACAAUGGAGAGUAUAAUCUCAACCUAUGUAUCAUCUAAAACAAGGCCAAACAAUACACCUUUAAAUAAUUACAUUGUUGCAGACCUAUGGGACAGGUACCUUUCCCAAAUAGCUUCUGAUCCAAAGAUGGGGCCAAAAAGAUUCAUGGAUCUUAUUGAGAGCAUACCAAUAUCUGAUAGACAGACCCAUGAUCAUCUCUACAGAGCAUUGAACACCUUUCUACUGGAACACCCAAAUAUAUCCCAAGGAGAGAAGACAUCAGUCUGCAAAUACCUAAACUGCCAGAAGUUAUCACAAGAAACAUGCAUUGAAGCUGUUCAAAAUGAGUUGAUGCCACUGCGCUUGAUUGUCCAAGCACUGUUUGUUCAGCAGUUGAAUACACACCAAGCCUUCAAAGACUGCUCAGACUCCUUCAGGUAUGCGAACUGUGGGGAAUUCUCUGGAAGCCCUUCCAGCUCAAAGUAUCCAUACCUCAAAUGCCAGAAUAUAGACAGGAGUCCAGACAAGGAAACUGAUGGAGGGGAGUCAGUUGGCAAGUCCUUAGGGUUCUUGCUACAGAAAGACCUAGCAAUGCAGAAAUCUGAGUUUACAAGCAGGGAUUUUGAGUCCACAAGCUUCAGGAUUCAGACCCUUGAACAGGAGCUCAUGUCCUUGAAGAGAAGUCUUCAAUGGAAAAACAUCACUAAGGCAUCAGAGCCAAUCCGAACCAAGCCACAAUGUGCAAGGCCCCACAACUUGGAAGGAAAAGCAGUGAGCAAGAAGAGAAAUCUGCUUGGGCAGGUUAGCAGUUGCAUUGGUUCUGUGAGUUUUGCUUCUCAAAGGAAGUAUGCAAAUAGGUUACUGAAGGUCUUCCGGAGGAUAGUAUUAUUUGGAAGAGGCAAAUCAAAAAGAAAGCCAGGUGCUUCUGGCCGAUGGCCCAGGUCAUCAUAGAAAAAUCAUCACAGGCAUGGAUCAUAUGAAUGUUAAAACGACUAUAAGAUGGAUAAUUGGAGCAGCAGAAUUAUUUUUCAAGCAUAAAUAAAUUAAUGCAUAGACAUGUAAAACAUAGGGUAUACCCAUGCAAAUAAAUGCCAUAUCCAUGUGUGUAUGCUUAUAUGUAAAGAACAUAUAAGUACAUAUCUAGAUGAAUAUGUGAUAAAGAUGAAAUUGUGUUACAAAUGCUGCUUCAUUCAUACAUGUGAAUGAGGAUUUUCUCUUGUGUUGACUUAACAAAGGCUCAAAACCUAUCAUCAUCAUCAUCAUCAUCAUCCAUGCCUUAUUCCAACUAUAUGGGAUCAACUACAUGAAACUGAAAUAAUCCAAUCUGUACUUGACUUUCAAGACCUAGAAAAAGAAAAGUUGCAACAGCAGAGGUUACCUUGAGGGCUCCAAUCAAAUUUGAGUUUGAUUUACCUACUUUAGAAUGCUCACCCACUAGGACUAGGUCUUCAGCUUAGUACUGCAUUAAAUGGAUGUUGUUUUUAGCAAGUUCACUUCACUGUCUUAUCCUUACAUUAGAAGACCCCAUCAUUUUUUUUUUCAACCAAUAAAUGAUGACUAAAAUGAUUUUCUCUUCAAUAGUAGACAUUGCCUAUUGCACCAUAUAAUCAGUCAGAGGUGUCAAUUGGACUGGAUUUAGUCCAAUCCGAUCCAGUCCAAUGUGAGUCCAUUAUAAAUGGAACAGGUCCA